Messenger RNA from Symbiodinium necroappetens, 579 nucleotides. Lineage: Eukaryota; Dinophyceae; Suessiales; Symbiodiniaceae. The record is from the annotation of a GenBank genome assembly.
AUGGGCAUCUCCAUCAACUCGGCUGUGAACAGUGGUCAAUGCGGCCGCGUCAGCCUCAACGGCCCAAUAAACAAGGUUACUGGCAUUUUCAGCGCAUUGUGCACGGUGGACAUUGGCGGCGCUAUCGCCUACAUGAGCCAGGUCGUGACGUUCAUCAAUCUCAUUGUGGUUCACUGCCAGGACUUCUUGGACGUCAGUGCACUCUGUGGAGCAAGCAUCUCGGGUAUCAUCACGGCUGCCGCGGCCCUGGCUCCCUAUGGCGCUGCCGUGCACGCUGCUUGUGCCGAGGGCGACGUCCUGAAGAACCCCAAGAAGCAAGAGCUCAUCAACGGCCUAUACACGGCCUUCCCGCGCCGCUUGGAGGAAGUGAAGAAAGUGCAGGAAAUGAAGGAUGCCAUGGCCAAUCUGAAGGACCUGCGCCAAAAGUUGGAGUCGAAGAUCGGUUUCAAUGCCUCGGUGCCGACGAUGUACUCCGAGGCGAACAUGGAGCAGAUGAUCCAACUCAUGAAAGAUGGUAUUGCAGGCGAUGCAGAGACGUCCAUGCGAGGAUCUGCAACGAAAGAUGUAUGUGAUGAGUAA